AUGUCUCUGCGCCAUCACCUCCCUCGCCUUUCGUCCGUGGCCGGCGAGAUGCUCGAUCUGGAGAAGCACUUCGCCUUCUACGGAGCGUAUCACAGCAACCCGACCAACGUCCUCAUCCACACUCUCUUCGUCUGGCCAAUCUUCUACACCUCCCUCCUCCUCUUCCACUUCACCCCGCCGCUCCUCGACCUGCCCUCCUGGCUCGGCGGCGGCGUCCUGGCCGUCGACCUCGGCCUCGCCUUUGCGGUGGCCUUCGGGCUGUUUUAUGUGCUCAUGGAUCGGAGAGCCGGAUCCUUGGCCGCGAUCCUCUGCGUCCUCUGCUGGGCCGGCAGCGGUUGCCUUGCGAGUCGCCUUGGCUUCUCUCUUGCUUGGAAGGUUGUUCUGGUUGCACAAUUAUUUUUCUGGACUGGGCAAUUUUUAGGCCACGGGCUUUUCGAGAAGAGAGCUCCAGCUCUUCUUGAUAACCUCGUGCAGGCCUUACUGACUGCUCCAUUCUUUGUCUUGCUAGAGGUGAUGAAAAAUCUGUGUGGUUAUGAACCAUACCCUGGUUUCCAUGCUGGUGUCAAUGCAAAGAUUGAGGGUGCUCGCAAAGAAUGGCAAACAAGCAAGGAGAAGAAGACAUCGUAAAAAUAGGCACUCGGAAAUAGCUGAAAGAAUGCUAGUCCAAAUUUGCUACUCUUGUAAAUCACAUGUUCUACUUUUCAUGUUGAGUUUGUACACUUAUUAAUCUAGAAUAAGAAUGCUGUUGGGAGUGUAGGGGAGUGUCGGACAAACUGAUGAACAGCCAAAUAUCAGUAAAAAGUUGUUGACAGUUUCAUGA
Molecule: messenger RNA, 820 nt
Organism: Musa acuminata AAA Group (dessert banana)
Lineage: Eukaryota; Viridiplantae; Streptophyta; Magnoliopsida; Zingiberales; Musaceae
Product: 2-hydroxy-palmitic acid dioxygenase MPO1-like
Exons: 4
Coding region: 1-627 (208 amino acids)
Biological process (GO): sphingoid catabolic process
Cellular component (GO): endoplasmic reticulum
Source: RefSeq, a predicted model, not a curated record